GUGGACGCGGGGCUCGUCAAGACAUUCAUGGACAAGUGCGUGGGUGAGGCCCACGAGUACUCGGCCGGGGUGCAGAGCAAGGGCGCUGCUGCAGUCGAGACCAUCAUAAAGCGGGAGGUGGACGCUGCCAUUGCGCAGGGGGCCGAGCCAUGCACGAAGGCGGAGUUUGAGAAGGGCUUAUCUGCUGGCAAGGCGUCGCAGGAGCUCUUGGCCAAGGCGAAGGCUGUUCGCUCGGCGUGCGAUGCGCAGCGGGCGUUGCUGGUCGGCAUGCAGGGGCUCAAGGGCAACGCCGUUUUCGAGAAGGCCAAGGUGCGUGAGACGGAAGCGCACUUGAAGAGCCUGUGCGACAGCGUGAACCUGGUGGAGGACAGUUGCGGCGUACCCGAGGAGUGGAGAUCCAAGUGCGAGGAGUUCGUCGCGAAGGCCCGGGAGACAUACAGGGCUGGGGCUGAGGCCAGGCUGAAGCCACAUAUCGAGAAGCUCGCCAGAGCGAGCAGGGAGACCGAGGGGCGCAUCGCCAAAGUGCCCCAGGUGAAGAACGAGCUGAUCUUCACGAAGCAUUUGGACACUAAAAGCACGAGCAGCGACGCUUUCGCCAACUGGCAGAAGGAGCUGGAGAAAGGCAUGGCAGACAUUCAGUCCAUCAGCAAGCGCCUCGGCAAUGAGAACUUCUACGAGACCGUCGACAACGCGGCGGAGCUCUUCACAACGUGCAACACGCAGGUGGGUACGAUCAGAG
Molecule: messenger RNA, 739 nt
Organism: Prorocentrum cordatum
Lineage: Eukaryota; Dinophyceae; Prorocentrales; Prorocentraceae
Source: the annotation of a GenBank genome assembly